Ictalurus furcatus (blue catfish) is the source of this 1165-nucleotide messenger RNA. It is a transcript of the gene tfam, whose product is annotated as transcription factor A, mitochondrial. Bases 243 to 1088 code for a protein of 281 amino acids. The transcript is spliced from 7 exons. The record is from RefSeq and is a predicted model, not a curated record. NCBI's taxonomy places the organism in Eukaryota, Metazoa, Chordata, Actinopteri, Siluriformes, Ictaluridae.
GUCUGUUGGUAUCCCACAAUGCACCUGGGCUGCAGAAGGCGCGUUUAAUGCUGCUGCAGAAGGGCAGCGGGGCUUCGUGUAGCUAGCAAAACAACUUAGCGAAGCUAAGCAACUUUAUUAUUUUGUCGGUUAUUUUUCCACUCUGUAAUUCACACAUCAGCUCAUAGUGUUGGAGUGUGUGUGUGUGUGAGAGAGAGAGAGAGAGAGAGUGAGAGUGAGUGAGUCUCAGACUCAUUGGCAGUAUGGCUCCCUUCAGUUUGAUGACAGUCGGUGCUAAUCUUUUGGCCAGAUCUUGGGGUCUGUUUUCGAGUGCAGUUACAGUAAGGUGCGCUUGUGUCGCUCCAACAGUAAAGAACUUCAGCACUACAGCUGGUGGUCCUCCGAAAAGGCCUCUGACUGCAUACCUGCGCUAUGUGAAGGAGCAGCAGCCCGUCGUGGUCAGACAGAAUCCAGAUAUCAAAGUUGUGGACAUUGUCCGAAAGAUAGCACAGCAGUGGAGGACCCUUACACCAGAGGAAAAACAGCCCUUUGAAGAAGCAUCCCUAGCAGCUAGGGAGCAGUACAAAGUUGACAAGAAGGCAUACCAGGAUCAGCUCACGCCUGCCCAGUCUGCAGCGAUCGCAGAGGAGAAAAGACAGAAGGCGGCGAAAAGAAGAGCAAUCAGGAAGAAGAGGGAACUGAACAGUCUCGGCAAGCCCAAACGCCCCAGGACCGGCUUCAACAUUUUCAUGGCGGAGCACUUUGAAGAAGCAAAAGGAAGCACUAUGCCGGGCAAAAUGAAAUCACUGUUCGAUGACUGGAACAGACUGUCCUUGUCCCAGAAACAAAUAUAUAUGCAGUUAGCGGAAGAUGACAAAGUUCGGUAUAAAAAUGAGAUGAAGGCAUGGGAGGAGCACAUGACUGAACUCGGGAGGGAGGAUCUCGUUCGACGGAAAGAGUCGAAGCGUAAGAAGGCGGCGGCGGCUAAAGGUGGCAAAAAGAAAUCUAGAGUGAAAGUGUUGAAGGCCAAAGCGCCUGCCAAGAAAACAGCGGGGAAAAAGACUGCUGCUGCUGAAACAAAAAGUACAACGAGUAGCACUAAGAAGUGAGCGAGUGCUAUGUGUGGUGGGAAGGUAUGCGUUAAGAAAGUGUACACCGUCCUUAAUAAAACCGCUUUGGAAGGGCA